AUGGAGUACAUGGCACAAUGGCACUUCAAUUCAUUAGCAUGUCCACAACUACAGGAAUACUUUGAUGUCAACUGGCCUCGUGUUAAUCAAGAGAAGACUGUUAUUCAAUAUGAACUUCGUGAAAGACGAAUUAUGAAAGCAGUAGUUUGUGUCAUUUUCGCCUUCGUGGCAGUCACCAUUCAUGCUCAGAAUAGUGUCGCCCCCGGAAUGACGGCAUCUAGCAUUCCACUCGGCAACAACGUCAACGGCAUACCCCUCGCACCUGCACAGCAUCCGAGCCCGAUGCCAGGCGCUCUCUUGUCCCAUGCCAGUAAUGUCUUCAAUAACAACCACCCGACGGCUGCCACCAACAAUCAACACGCCAACAACGCUGCCCAGUCCCCCAUGAACUAUCUCCCUUUCAUGAUGGGGGGUGACAACGGUCGCAGGAUGGCCAUGUACAGCAUGAUGAUGAACCCAAGGCAGUCCAACAAUAUGAUGCUCCCUUUCGCCAUGAUGAACGGCGUCGACAACAUGUGGCCCAUGAUGGCUCUCAUGAACAAUCGUAACCAGAGAGGUGGAAAAGGGUUCGACCCCAUGACGAUGAUGUUGCUUGGAGGCGAGAUGAUGUAAACACGACUCUCUUAUAUUGAUUUAUCCAUUUCAUUUCAUGUCACCUAUUUAUUGAUGUAUGAACUAACUUCCCAACUAUGACCGACCGUGAAUUUAACGUCACCUUUUUAUUGAUAUAUGAACGACAACUGGCAAUGUUUUCCUUCUAGAAAUGAUGUAAUAAACAUGCUUUGGAAU
Messenger RNA from Haliotis rufescens (red abalone), 789 nucleotides. RefSeq lists its product as uncharacterized. The transcript is spliced from 3 exons. Bases 1 to 612 code for a protein of 203 amino acids. NCBI's taxonomy places the organism in Eukaryota, Metazoa, Mollusca, Gastropoda, Lepetellida, Haliotidae. The record is from RefSeq and is a predicted model, not a curated record.